This is a messenger RNA of Acanthoscelides obtectus, 432 nucleotides long. The record is from the annotation of a GenBank genome assembly. Lineage: Eukaryota; Metazoa; Arthropoda; Insecta; Coleoptera; Chrysomelidae.
AUGCAACUCACCUUCUCUUUUUCUCUCUCCUUCUCUCGAUCCCUCUCCUUUCUGCUGCUAUACCUACUUCCGCUACCGCUCCCACUCCUCUUCUUAUCCUUAUCUCGCUCCCUCUCCUUACCGCCGCUACUCCUGGACGGAUGCCGCGCGUCGUCCGGUAGCGGCGGCCAUUUCGCCUGCCCCGGCGCAACGGCAGGAGGCGGUCCGACCGGCGAACGUUCCCACGGCCAUUGGGGCGUGGCCGGCGCGGCCAUUGGCCAGACCGGCGUCGGUGGCGGGGCUCCGAUCGGCGGCGCGUGGUGGGGAUGGUGCGGGGCGGCGACAGCGACUGCAGGGGGAGGCGCGUGGUGGCCGGGGACACACAACUUGAACAGGAGCUUGCCAGCUCUGGAAAAUCAGUGUUCCAUGUUCUUUGCUCCCACUGCUCCGUGA